Messenger RNA from Cololabis saira (Pacific saury), 6089 nucleotides. Its product is annotated as insulin-like growth factor 1 receptor. Gene Ontology annotation, cellular component: membrane; axon; insulin receptor complex. NCBI's taxonomy places the organism in Eukaryota, Metazoa, Chordata, Actinopteri, Beloniformes, Belonidae. The transcript is spliced from 21 exons. Gene Ontology annotation, molecular function: phosphatidylinositol 3-kinase binding; ATP binding; insulin receptor activity. The coding region runs from base 611 to 5044 and encodes 1477 amino acids. The record is from RefSeq and is a predicted model, not a curated record. Gene Ontology annotation, biological process: positive regulation of phosphatidylinositol 3-kinase/protein kinase B signal transduction; positive regulation of kinase activity; positive regulation of MAPK cascade.
GUUACCUGCGUUAAUCUGCUGUCCCUGCAAACCUGCAAACCUGCAACUAUUACCCACCUGGGGGAGGAAAAGGCUCAGAUAUACUGAUUUAUUUUAUUUGUUUCCCCGCCGGGGGGGUUGGAGCUGAAUUUACCACAACAUCACGGCGUGUGUGCAUGUGUGUGUCGGUGUGUGUUGGUGUGUGUGUGUGUGCAGCUGCAUGCAUGAUGACCGGCUGAGGAAGAGGAGGAGACGGAGAGGCUGAAUCCGUGUGAAUCCUGCUCUUUUUGCAGCUCUUUUUGCAGCUCUUUUCCCCCCUGAGAGGGAUGUGUCCCCGGACCAGCCCGUGAGGGCCUCCCGGGGACCGAGGCUCCCCCAGCCGGACAUGGAGCGCCGGGAUGCGGGUCCGACUCCCGCAUCACAGCCGCUCCUGCAGGAGUAAAGGCCGCUCUGCCGGGCUCUUUCUGCGCCUCUCCUCCCCGGGAAUCACCGGGAAUCACUGGAAACCCUUCACAGCCGCUACUAGCUGCACUAGCACGGCUGUCAGGGAAUAAUCAUAAUAAAAUAGAGAAAAGGAGCAGCCUGGCUGGAGAUUAAAGCCGCCACCACCACGUCUAACCCGUUUGUUCACAUGGUUUCCGGGGGGUUUACUCGCUUUACUCGCACAGGAAUGAGGUCUGGAGUGGUUUCUGGGGGCUUUACUCGCACAGGAAUGAGGUCUGGACUGAGAAGGAGGCGCUUGACCUUGUUUUGGGGUCUGAUGCUGGUUCUGAUGCUGCUGGCGCUGUCGUGCUGCCCCAGGCCCGCACACGCAGAGAUUUGUGGUCCCAGCAUCGAUAUCGGCAACGACAUCAAUGAAUUCCGGCGUCUGGAGAACUGCACGGUGGUGGAAGGCUACCUGCAGAUCCUGCUCAUCGGGGACAAGAACAACAACGCCAACCAAGAAAACUUCCGCUCCCUGAGCUUUCCCAAGCUGACCAUGAUCACCGACUACCUGCUGCUCUUCCGCGUGUCCGGCCUGGACAGCCUGAGCGCGCUCUUCCCCAACCUGGCCGUGAUCCGCGGGAGAAACCUCUUCUACAACUACGCCCUGGUCAUCUUCGAGAUGACCAGCCUGAAGGACAUCGGCCUGUACAACCUGAGGAACAUCACGCGCGGCGCCAUCCGCAUCGAGAAGAACCCGGAGCUCUGCUACCUGGACUCCAUCGACUGGUCGCUCAUCAUGGACGCCGAGUUCAACAACUACAUCGCCGGGAACAAGCAGUCGAAGGAGUGCAGCGACGUUUGUCCGGGCAUCAUGGAGAACAACCCUCUGUGCAGGAAAACCAUGUUCAACAACAACUACAACUACCGCUGCUGGAACUCCAACCAUUGCCAGAAAGAGUGCCCGGAGAAGUGCGGCCGGCGAGCCUGCACGGACGCGGGCGAGUGCUGCCACGCCCAGUGUCUGGGCAGCUGCACGGCCCCGGCCAGCGACACGGCGUGUGCCGCGUGUGUGCAUUACUACCACCAGGGGCGCUGCGUGGCCGACUGCCCCCCCGCCACCUACAGGUUCGAGGGCUGGCGUUGCAUCAGCGCCAAGCUCUGCUCCAAGGUGCACCUGCCGGACUACGACACCUUCGUCAUCCACGGAGGAGAGUGCAUGCCCGAGUGUCCGUCCGGGUACACGCGCUCUCUCACCAACAGCAUGCUCUGCUCGGCCUGUGAUGGCGUGUGUGAUAAAGUGUGCGAGGAGAAGGUCAUUGACUCCAUGGAUGCCGCUCAGUCUCUCAAAGGCUGCACUGUUAUCAAAGGAAACCUGCACAUCAACAUCCGCAGAGGCCAUAACAUGGUGGCGGAGCUGGAGAGCUUCACGGGGCUGAUCCAGAGGGUGACGGGCUACGUGAGGAUCACACACUCGCACACGCUCAGCUCUCUGGCGUUCCUCCGCAGCCUCCGAUACAUCGACGGAGACAACCUCCUGGAAGACAUGUAUUCCUUCUCUGCGUUCGACAACCAGCAGCUGCAGUACCUGUGGGACUGGAAGCAGCACAACCUCACCAUCAGGAGCGGGAAGCUUUUCUUCAGAGCCAACCCCAAGCUCUGCAUGUCCGAGAUCCGCAAGAUGUGGAACAAGACGGGCGUCCGCGGCCGCUUCGACGAGUCCGACUUCCGGAACAACGGCGACAGAGCCAGCUGUGAGAGCACCAUCCUGCAGUUUACGUCCAACAGCACCAGCAGCACGAGGAUCAAGCUGACGUGGCAGCGCUACCGGCCGCCCGACUUCAGGGACCUCAUCAGCUUCAUCGUCUACUACAAGGAGGCGCCGUUCCAGAACAUCACGGAGUUCGAGGGUCAGGACGGCUGCGGCUCCAACAGCUGGAACAUGGUGGACGUGGAGCUGCGUCCGGAUAAGGAGUCGGACCCCGGGGUGCUCCUGUCCGCCCUGAAGCCCUGGACGCAGUACGCCGUGUUCGUCAAAGCCUUCACGCUGAGGGUGGAGGACCGACACAUGCCGGGGGCCAAGAGCAAGGUGGUGUACAUCCGCACCAGCCCCUCAGCGCCCUCCAUGCCGCAGGACGUGCGCGUGUACUCCAACUCGUCCACCCAGCUGGUGGUGCGCUGGUCGCCGCCCGUCUCCCCCAACGGGAACCAGACGUACUACCUGGUGAGGUGGCAGCAGCAGAACGAGGACCGGGAGCUGUACCAGCACAACUACUGCUUCAAAGAGCUGAAGAUCCCCGUCAGGAUCGCUGCCAUCGGCGUGGGGGAGAAGGAGGAGGAGAUGAAGCCGACCAAACCAGACCCAGACGGGGCGGAUAAAGGCCCCUGCUGCCCCUGCCCCAAAUCCGUGGAGGACCUGGAGGCCGAAGCCGCAGACGCCUCCUACAGAAAAGUCUUUGAGAAUUUCCUGCACAACUCCAUUUUCACGCCGAGGCCGCCGGACCGGCGUCGCCGAGACGUCUUCAGCGUGGCCAACGCCACUCACGGCGGCGGCCGCCAGCGGCUGCACGCCAACGGCAGCACGGCCCCGCCCCACAAGGCCGCCGCCAACGGCAGCGCCGCCGAGCCGGAGCCGGCGGACCAGGAGUUCGACUUCCUGGAGCAGUCGGUGCUGGAGCGCGAGCUGCAGAUCUUCGGCCUGCAGCCCUUCACGGUUUACCGCAUCGACAUCCACGCGUGUAACCGGCAGGUCCGGCACUGCAGCGCCGCCGAGUUCGUCUUCUCCAGGACCAAGCCUGCAGAAAAGGCCGAUGACAUCCCCGGCCCGGUGACGUGGGAAGGCCACGAGGAGUGGGUGUUCCUGCGCUGGCCCGAGCCGCCGCACCCCAACGGCCUCAUCCUCAUGUAUGAGAUCAAGUUCAAGCUGGCCGCCGAGACGGAGAAGCACGAGUGUGUAUCCAGACAGCUGUACCAGGCCCAGCGAGGUGUCCGUCUGUCCAACCUGAGCCCAGGAAACUACUCUGUCCGGGUGAGAGCCACGUCCCUGGCCGGGAACGGCUCCUGGACCCCGACGCUGGAUCUCUACGUGGCCGAACGGUAUGAGAGCGUGCUCUACGCCGCCAUCUUCGUUCCCAUCGCCAUCGUGGUCCUGAUCUGCUGCAUGGCCGCCAUGCUGGUCGUCCUCAACAGGAAAAGGAACAGCGACCGUCUGGGGAACGGAGUCCUGUACGCCUCCGUCAACCCGGAGUACUUCAGCGCUGCGGAAAUGUACGUGCCGGACGAGUGGGAGGUGGCGCGGGAGAAGAUCUGCCUGAGCCGCGAGCUCGGCCAGGGCUCCUUCGGCAUGGUGUACGAGGGCAUGGCCAAGGGCGUGGUCAAGGACGAGCCCGAGACCCGCGUGGCCAUCAAGACGGUCAACGAGUCGGCCAGCAUGAGGGAGAGGAUCGAGUUCCUGAACGAGGCCUCGGUCAUGAAGGAGUUCAACUGCCACCACGUGGUCCGCCUCCUGGGGGUCGUCUCCCAGGGCCAACCCACUCUGGUCAUCAUGGAGCUGAUGACAAGAGGAGACCUGAAGAGUUACUUGCGCUCGCUGCGGCCCAAAGAGCAGCAGUGGUCCAGCCUGUCUCUGCCUCCUCUGAAGAAGAUGCUGCAGAUGGCGGGACAGAUCGCCGACGGCAUGGCGUACCUCAACGCCAACAAGUUCGUCCACCGCGACCUGGCGGCCAGGAACUGCAUGGUGGCCGAGGACUUUGCUGUGAAGAUAGGAGACUUUGGCAUGACCAGAGACAUCUACGAGACGGAUUACUACCGCAAAGGUGGGAAAGGUCUGCUGCCGGUGCGCUGGAUGUCCCCCGAGUCCCUGAAGGACGGAGUCUUCACCACCAACUCGGACGUCUGGUCGUUUGGAGUGGUGUUGUGGGAGAUCGCCACCCUGGCGGAGCAGCCGUACCAAGGCCUGUCCAACGAACAAGUCCUUCGCUUCGUGAUGGAGGGAGGACUGCUGGAGAAACCGCAGAACUGUCCAGACAUGCUGUUCGAGCUGAUGCGGAUGUGUUGGCAGUACAAUCCCAAGAUGCGUCCGUCCUUCGUGGAGAUCAUCAGCAGCGUGAAGGAGGAGCUGGAGCCGGGGUUCAGAGAGGUUAGUUUCUACUACAGCGCCGACAACAAGCCGCCCGAAGCUCCGCCGCUGCACCUGGACAAGCUGGAGCCGCCGGCCGACGUUUCCCCGGACCUGCCUCCUCCCCCCGCGCUGCAGACGCCCCAGCACACGCCCCUGGCCCCGGCCACCCCGGGCCCGGCCCCGACGGCCCCGAGCUCCGAGGCCCCGCCCACCCCGGCACUGCCCCCCGGCUCCCCCACCGACGCCUGCACAUCCAGCUCCGUCACGGACAAGCCGCCCUCCGGCCCCUCCGGCCCGCCGGCCGCCAACGGGCUCACGGGGGCGGGGCUUCCCCCCGGGGCGGGGAUUCCCUCCGGGGCCGGGGCGGGGAUUCCCUCCGGGGCGGGGAUUCCCUCCGGAUCUGGGGCCGGGUCGGCCGUCGCAGCGAGGCCUUCCAUAGACGAACUGCCGCCGUACGCACACAUGAACGGAGGACGCAAAAACGAGCGUGCCAUCCCUCUCCCACAGUCCUCAGCCUGCUGAUCUGACACACACACACACACACACACACACACACACACACACACACACACACACACACACACACACACACACACACACACCAUCCAUCCACCUACUGCCUCGAAGAACCAGAUGUCUCCGUAGGUGGAAUUAUUAUUACUUUUCUUUUCUUUUUUUACUCAAACGGAGGGAAACCUCCGGGACCGCGCGGCGGCCGCGGCUCCGACGUCGUGAGAAGCAAAGAUCCACACGGAGGUGGAGAAGACCAUCGAUUCAUGUUCUGCUGUAUCUUCACACACUUUUUCCACAUUUCUCUAGUUUCCGUUUUCUACCAGCUGGCUGUCAGACGUGACACUGCCCCUGCUGCUGAGUGGGAAGACCAAAAAUUACUAAAAAACUUUCAAAAAAAAAAGGGAAGAAAGGAAAAAAACGGUAAAAGAAAGAAAAAAGAUAUAUAUAUAUAUAUAUAUAUAUAUAUAAAUCACGUGGAGGACCUCUUUGUCGAUUUGUGGCUGAACUUCUUUUAUAAAUUGUCAUUUGUUACUUUUUUAUGUGUUUCCAGAUGGGGAAACAAAAUGUGUCGGCCUUUAUAAAUGUUCGCUUUUGAACGGGCAUUAUGGUGAAAAAAGUUGCGCAUAUCUAACGAGUGAAGAAGCACUUCGGAGAGGUGUUUGAGUCCCGUCGCUCCGCCAGACGCCGGGUCCACCGCAGAUCCGCUGAGACACGGCCACAGGGAGGAUGGUCAGCUCUGCCAAAUUUAUUUGCCAAAACGGUACUUUUUUCAGAUUCUCCAACACACGAACGGAAGGAACGGGAGCGAAAAGCAACCAAAAGCACUUUGAUCUGCCACUCCGCCAUCCUCCGGUCCUGCAGAACAUCUCUACUCUUCUACUGCUGGCUGAUAUCGUAGUCUGGUUGAUAUCGUAGUCCCGGGCCCAGCAUUUUACCUGGAAUCGAGCCACAUCUCCUCACAAAGUGCUGUUUCAUUACGGUUAAAACCGCCAAAUACAGUGAAUUCAGAAGAAAAAACGACAACAAAAAAGGUCAAAAUAUCGGUCCGUGUACU